This is a messenger RNA of Drepanopeziza brunnea f. sp. 'multigermtubi' MB_m1, 1821 nucleotides long. RefSeq lists its product as uncharacterized. Gene Ontology annotation, cellular component: nucleus. NCBI's taxonomy places the organism in Eukaryota, Fungi, Ascomycota, Leotiomycetes, Helotiales, Drepanopezizaceae. The record is from RefSeq and is a predicted model, not a curated record.
AUGCCUUAUCCCCUAGCACCUUCGACCCCCGAGUCCAUUGACCAGGUCGCCGCCCAGAAAGACCGACUGGACCCUGUGAGCCCGCUCUUCAUCAACUCCCUCUCUACACACCCGCGCGACAUUCCCUCCGAGACGAGCCUGAGAAGGGCGGCCUCGCUUUCUCCCCUGCCAUCGGCAUCUCCAGAGGUGAUCCCUCACGAAGCUUCGUUCCACCAGAACUUUGCACCGGAAGUUCGUCCAGGGAGCAGCCGAGGCGGGCACACUCUUCAGUCGAGGAACGGCCGCGAGAGCGAAUCUGGAGGCAGCAUGGGCGAGCUCAUGCCGAGCAGCGUCGUACCUUCCAACAUGGCGGACUUCUUCAGCUCAGACGUCUUCAACAUCGUGCUGCGUAACCCGACAACGGCGCAUCGGUUCUUGAAAUAUUGUCAGAGCCGGGCUGCUGGGGAGAGCAUGGAGUUCCUGCAGAAGGUCGACAGGUACUACCGUCUCCUUGACGAAAUCACACAAACGCUUGGUCAAAUCCACACCACCUACACAUCACCAGACGCGCCUCGCCCGAUCAACAUCUCACAUCACCAUAUCAAAGAGCUCUCCGGCGAAAUCAGACAAGCCACCCAAUCUACCAUCCCAGCUCUGGAAUCCGUCUUCACAGGGGCGCAGAAACACGUCGAGAAGCUCCUGGCAUCGGAUGUGUACCCCAGAUUCGUCAAACACCAAGUCACGGCGCAAGCCAUCCAGGCCUUGGCCACGCAGCGAGACCGGUUCGCCGGACUGGGAGACUGCUUCUGUCUCACGGAUCCCAAGACUGCCGACAACCCGAUCCGGUUCGCCUCGGACGGCUUCGUGGCCGUGACGGGGUACUCGCGCCGCGACAUCGUCCCUCGGAACUGUCGCUUCCUCCAGGGCGACCGGACCGACCGCGUCGCCGUGCGCCGCCUGCGGGCCUCGAUCGACGCAUGCGAGGAGACGGUCGAGCUGCUGCUCAACUACCGCAAGAACGGGGACCCGUUCUGGAACCUCCUGUACGUGGCGCCGCUACUCGACGAGAGCGGGGAGGUGUGUUUCUUCCUCGGCGGCCAGAUCAACUGCAGCACGACGAUCCACUCCUGCAACGACGUCUUGAAGGUGCUGAGUACGAACGACGAGGACCUGGAUGCGGCCGACGCAGCGGCCAACACGUCGCGAGACCGGGCCCCCAGCGUCAGCAGCAAGACGCGGGGGACCGGCCACCACGCCCCGAAGCCCAAGAGCUCCUUCUUCAAGAGCUGGAGGAAAUACACCGCCGCCCGUCUCCCGGUGGCGAGCAGCCUCCGCGUGAGGGACGAGGCGGGCAUCGAAGGGGAGCUGACCGACCGGCUGGGCAAGCUGAGUUUCAAGACCCAGGUCGAGGCCUUCUACACGGCGUAUUCCAAGUACCUAGUCAUGGCCUGGAACGCCGCCACCAGCUCGCUCAACGUGCAGUACUACUCCCCCGGCGUCAUCGACAUGCUCUGCCUCAACCUCCCCAACGGCAGCAUCGCGCACAUCCACCAGCGCGACAUCUUCAAGGUGCUCGGCGACUUCUCCUCCUCGGCCUCGUCCUCCGCCCACAAGAACCUGAAGCAGACGGUCCGCACCGCGCUCAAGGACGGCCGGGCCGUCAGCGUCGAGAUGAACCUCCUGACGGGCUUCGCCGAGACCCGGUCCAAGGGCUGGUUCGGCAGCAGCGGCGAGAUGGGCUUGAAGAGGGUCGAGGAGCGCUACGUCACCCACUGGACGCCGCUGAAGGACGAGGACGCCAAGGUCAAGUGGGUCGUUCUGCUCAUCGCGCCCAAGUUUUAG